Talaromyces rugulosus is the source of this 402-nucleotide messenger RNA. RefSeq lists its product as uncharacterized. Lineage: Eukaryota; Fungi; Ascomycota; Eurotiomycetes; Eurotiales; Trichocomaceae. The transcript has a single exon. The coding region runs from base 1 to 402 and encodes 133 amino acids. The record is from RefSeq and is a predicted model, not a curated record.
AUGACCACGGUCAGCUUAUAUGUCGCCAUCUACAACGACGAAGGCGUGUACAAACACUGGGCCUUCUUCAUCGACGGCCCGACAGACACGCAAAAAAACGUAUUGAACAUCAUGAGCUCUUCCACCCAAUACCGGUUCGAGAGGCGACAUGGCAACGAGCAUGAAUCCGAAAUCCUGUCCAAAAUAGUUUAUAUCUGUGAAAUGGAGGAGUCCAAAAUCAAGACCACCGUGAAGAUUGCGAAAACCGCAGUAAUACACAACGAGUACCCGGGAUACAAUUGCCAAGAUUACGUGCUUGAGAUGCUAGAUACCUUGGAGGAGAACGGAGUUAUUGACGGUAGCGAUGAGAACUACAAGAAGAAAAAGGAGAUUGUCAAAUCGAAACAGGAAGGGUUGAUCUAG